Molecule: messenger RNA, 1119 nt
Organism: Alternaria atra
Lineage: Eukaryota; Fungi; Ascomycota; Dothideomycetes; Pleosporales; Pleosporaceae
Exons: 2
Coding region: 1-1119 (372 amino acids)
Molecular function (GO): hydrolase activity
Source: RefSeq, a predicted model, not a curated record
AUGUCUUUCCCAGAUAUCCUAGAUACACACAUCCAUCUUUGGCCCUCAACAGCCACUUCAUCUUCCAACCAUGGCUGGAUGUCCCCAGGCCACCAACUCGCUAAACGACACGGCAUAUCAGACUACCUCGCCAUCACCUCUCCCCAACCCACUGGCUUCAUAUACGUAGAAACCGAUCGGUAUCUUCCCUCCGCGGAACCUUCAGAUAUCAACGAAUCGGACAACGAUGACGAUGUCAAGGCCAAACUGAGAAUAUGGGCGAAAGAACCCUUGGAGGAGCUCCGUUUUCUGGCUAGAAUCGUGGAGGAGAGACCAGACGACGGCGAUGGGUUUGUAGAGAGUGAAGCAGGAAAAAUGAAGGGCUGUGUGGUUUAUGCUCCGUUUCAAUCUAGUCCGCGAGUCUUUAAUGCGUAUCUUGAUAUUGCAAGGGAGGUGGCUGGACCCAGACUCUGGAAGCAUGUCAAAGGGUUUAGGUAUUUAUUGCAGGGGAAAGGGGACGGUGUUGUUGCGAGAAUGUUACAGGAGAACGAGAAGAGUUGGAUCCACAAUCUUUGUGCGCUGAAGGAACUAGGAGGGGAGUGUGAGGCAUGGUGUUUCGACGUGGGGGUUGAUACGCAUAGAGACGGGGAGGAGCCAAUGGAGGCGGUUGGUAGGUUGAUCAAGGGAGUGAGGGAGCAUGAGGAGAAGGAGGGACAUAAGAAUCGUGUCAAGUUUGUGCUGAACCACCUCGCCAAACCUCCUCUAUCACCCAAACCUACACCUCCGUCCGACAUCUGGCUCCAAACCAUGAAGUCUCUCUCAUCGGACAAGGCAAUCUUCAUGAAACUCUCCGGCGCUUUCAACGAGUUUACUGUUUCGCCAACGCCAUCAGACGUACCGACGCUUUUGACUGCUCUUACUCCUUUCCUAGAUCACAUCUUCGACUGUUUCCCUAGAAGAGUCAUGUUCGGGAGCGACUGGCCGGUGUGCAAUGUUGGUGGGCCAGCAGGCGAGCAGGGAAGUUGGAAGCUCUGGAAAGAGGUUGUGGAGAAGUGGAUGGAUGGCAAGGGGUAUACAAAGGAGGAAAGGAACAGCGUCUGGAGAGGGGCGGGUGAGGAAGCGUAUGGGGUAACACUGUAA